Messenger RNA from Trichoderma gamsii, 690 nucleotides. Its product is annotated as NAD dependent epimerase/dehydratase. The transcript has a single exon. The coding region runs from base 1 to 690 and encodes 229 amino acids. Gene Ontology annotation, molecular function: oxidoreductase activity, acting on the CH-OH group of donors, NAD or NADP as acceptor. Lineage: Eukaryota; Fungi; Ascomycota; Sordariomycetes; Hypocreales; Hypocreaceae. The record is from RefSeq and is a predicted model, not a curated record.
AUGGCAAUUCCGUCCGAUAAGACUUUACUCGUUACCGGCGCCAACGGUUUCAUCGCCCAGCACAUCAUCAAGCAAGCGCUAGACAGAGGAUACAACAUCCAAGCAACAGUCCGGUCCGUAGAAGUUGCAGACAAAGUCCACCGCAUAUUUUCAGACUAUAGCUUUCAAUUCUCAGCAGUCAUCAUCUCCGACUUAUCCAAAAAGGAACUCUACGAGCCCGGCUUUGCAAACAACCCCCAUCCCAUUACAGGCGUCAUACACGUCGCCAGACCCUUCAAAGUAGCCGUCGCAGAUGUCGCAGCUGAUAUCUUGGAUCCAGCUCUUGGAGGCGCCAUCGGCGCACUCAAGGCAACCCGUCAAUAUGGCUCCAGUGUCCGCCGCUUCGUCCUCACCUCGUGCUUUGUGGCCAUGCUUGAUCUCGGCAAAAGACUGCGCCCCGGAUACACGUACAAAGAAAAGGACUGGAACCCCAUGACACGGGAAGAAGCCAUCCAGAUGGGCGGUGCAGCGGCCUACUGCGCCUCCAAAGCUCUCACGGAACGAACUGUGUGGAACUGGAUGGAGGCGGAAAAGCCCCCCCUUUUCGCUGGCCUGUAUCAAUUCGCCGUCGACAUUCGGGCCUCAUCUCACGCCCAUUGCCGACUUGACAACUCUCAACACGUCAUCUGCGAUGCUGUGGCAGAUGAUUGA